Vicugna pacos (alpaca) is the source of this 1060-nucleotide messenger RNA. Lineage: Eukaryota; Metazoa; Chordata; Mammalia; Artiodactyla; Camelidae. The record is from RefSeq and is a predicted model, not a curated record.
AUGGGCGAGGACAAACACCAUCCUGGGGAAUCGGGAACGAAAACUCAUCCUCAGACCUGCGGAGGGAUCACGCGGCAGUGGAGGGCAGAUAAAAGCCCUUUGGACGAGGGUCACCUCGGUCCUUGUUGUUCACUUGAGAGCAGUGGAGAGGAAAAUGGUCCCCACGGGCGGACUUUGGCUUCUGGAGCCGCGGGGCUCGUCCGUCCGUGCCGCCCAGAGCCUCCGCCUGGUCCUUUCCCCGGACAUUCAGAAGGAAGAAUUACCCUCCUCACCCUUCCCCCGCCUCCCCACACCCAUCCUCCCUCGCCCGCCGGCCCCUUUCCGCACCUCCUUUUCCCUUUAAGUGAGAAAAACCUAGUUCCCGAGCCAGCGGAGUCGGUCCCCUCGCCCCUCCCGCUCCCAUGCCGGUGCCCCCCUCCAGCCAUCUCUACUGCCACCACCUCGGUUCCACUCAAUCGAUUUUUGCUGCAUGUCAACAUUUAUUACCGUUUCUCUGACAGGGGGGAAAAAAAUCCCGCCUGCGAAUUCUGGGCUGUAGCUCCCGGAACGAAACUUCCCUCAUCAGCCCGGAGCCUCCUUCCCCCCUGCAGCACUGCCGGCCGGUCAACCGCCCAGCGCCAGGGGAUUGCAGCCUGGACAGCUGACCGGGACCUUCUGGACCUCUGGAUUCCGUGGGGGCCAAGCGGCCCAGCCCUUAGAAAGACCCGCGGUGACCUCACUCCAGCUGAACAUGCCCCCAAGGGCGGCUUCGCCGUGGGCCUCACUGGCUGCCCGCACUGUGGCUCGGGCACGACACAAUCCUCCCCUUUUCUAUUGACCACAACAGCUGCUUUAUCUUAAUGUUCAUUUUUUUUGGCCGGCGACGUGGGAGAAGGGAGGGGGCAAGACUUGCCGCCUCUCACUACCCUGAUGGUAUUUUCAGAGGGACCCAGAGAAGCGGUGUCCCAGAGGGCAACCUACGCACUCCGGGGUACUUCUCUCGGGUCUCCGCUAUGGUGUGUGCGCGUCCCUCCGGACAACAAAACCGGAAUCUGAUCCGCAGCUGCCGCCGUGCGCCCAA